UUCAAUAUGUUACUUUAAAUUUCAACUUCUGGUUUCCUCCUUUGGUAACGACCAAGCGUUUUUCAGAAGCGGAAAAAGAAACCCUCGUAAAUUUUGCACCUGCUAUUUGGAACUGAUUGCAGCAAUCAUCUGAGAUUUUGUGCUUUUGUCUUCGGAAUAUGUCAAUUGGGCUUCCGGAUUAUACUUAUACUCGGACAUUAGGAAGGAAGAGGGUCGUUGUUUCCAACAAUGUUGAAGCUUUUCCUCGUGAUGCUAAGAGAAUUUGCAGCUGCAGAAUCUCUCAGAACUCUGGCACGUUUCCACUUGAAGCCCUUCCUCUGGAUAUUAUGAUACAGGUGCUGCGUGGUGUAGACCAUCAAGAUUUGGAGCAGCUUGUUCAAGUGUCAAAAACUAUCAGAAAAGCAACUCGGAUUGUGAAGGAAUUGCAUUUUAAGUAUAGCACACCAAAAAAAACUUUUGUUCUUCACAAUCCAUUUGAUUUGGACGAUCCAAAUUUUCAGGAAAUUGAACCUCCAAACGCACCAUUGAUAAAAUCAAAGUCAAGGUGGAGAGGGAAAAGGCUGGCUGGCAUCUCAACGACCUUGUUUGCUUCGGGGGAUGAAGAACAGUGA
Abrus precatorius (Indian licorice) is the source of this 611-nucleotide messenger RNA. RefSeq names its product F-box protein At1g61340-like. Gene Ontology annotation, molecular function: protein binding. The coding region runs from base 159 to 611 and encodes 150 amino acids. The record is from RefSeq and is a predicted model, not a curated record. NCBI's taxonomy places the organism in Eukaryota, Viridiplantae, Streptophyta, Magnoliopsida, Fabales, Fabaceae. The transcript is spliced from 4 exons.